AUGGAUAAACGAAAUGAACAAUGACAGAAUCGCAGUCAUUGGUAGCGCCUUAUAACAUCGGCUUGAACGAAAGAAAUGAACUAGGUGUUGUAAGCGAAGCAGCUAGACGAAUAGCAGCAGCCUCUGUACCUGUACUUUGCGGAACUACUAGCUCGGAUCACUUGAUUACACUUCUAGACUCAAUUUCUCUACUAUCUUCAGACCUUCAAGACCACUCUCAGGUUAAACACUACGUGGAGAGGAUAUGUUUUUAUCUGGAAAGAAACCCCAACACAAAGCUACAGAGUAAAAUAAAGCAGAUAUUCCCUAAGCUCGCUGCAGCAUACAAACGGCAGGUAUGGCAGACGGGGACUCCACGUGCAACUCCUGCGCAGCAGCGCACGCAACAUGCGGAGAAGCGCAGUCGUGCUCAUCAUGUGCCAGGCCCGGAGGUGUUUCUUCUUAGGGACGCUGAGGUCGAGAAAGUGGCACUGCUCACCAUGGCAGACCUGCGGGACUCCCUCCCAAAUGUGGCGUGCGAGAUGGCGAGCUAUGAGGCAGCUUGGCGGGGUGCUUUAGGGAGCACCGCCGCCGCCCUUAAACUUAGACUUGCAGACAACAUUUCCAGUGAUACUGUCCAUUUGAGGGCAGAGGAAGUUGUGGAGCCACAAACAGUUGUAGAAGCAACUCGCAAAUCAUUCGUAUUCCCCAAAUCUAAACCCCCCAGAACUGGUCGAGAGGUUGUGGACCACAUCUUGUCUGGGAUGCUGACCACGCAGACCUACAUCGCCUACCUCAACAAACCCAACCCUACCAGGCCCUACCACCUCAUCGUGGUACCCAAAUCCAAACUCCAGCCAGAACACUUUAUCAUGUCUUCUUUCGGUGUGAUGCAUGUGCUGCCCAACGGGGAUAAUGAAGUGUACAGUUUAUCAAAAUGGCUGAGGAAUGCACAGAUCUAUGAUCAUAUCAUCGAUAUACGUUUCUUCAAACAUUUCAACCUUCUUCGUCACUUUCUACGAUGGAGAAUUAACGCAGUUCUUGAGAGGUUUGAAAGACACAGGAACAUUAUUCAGAACGAUCUGCUAAUUACUGUUCCUACCUUCGGUAAAAACCUCCUACAGAUACAUGCUCUUAUUUUCGAGUUGAUGACGGUACCUAAGACCAGUAUAGAACACAUCAUACCCGGUACACUGAAGAACUUCUCCGAUACCGCUAAGAAGCAGCUGCAGUUUCUGAUAAAGUACAUCACCAGAUUCCUUCAUUACACCAAACAACUAGACGCCACCGCUGACCAGUAUCUAACUAGUCGGCUGCAAGACGCUACAGUGAACAACAGACCUUCACCUGAUUACCUGACAAACCCUAUCUCGGUACAGAAAGAAAAGAAGCACAUGAGACUGCAGUACCUGCAACUGUGUCGCAGUCAGCACUCCUGCCUUCCUAAUUACAGGAGAUCAGUACAGUUUAUGGUUCAGAAUCUGGUGGUUAACUUCGUUGCAGACUCGACUAUUCACCUGAUCGGAAAGAUAGAGAAUUUCAUCGGUGAAGGUUCGGGCUCGUUGGUAACAAUAAACCUGGUGUACGGAUUAAGCAGUGAGUCUGAGGAUGUAAUCAUCAGUUACCCUCCUAUAGACAAUAUAGAGUCUACUCUCUUCUCACUGCUCCCCAACAUUGCAUCAGCAGUGCUGAGUUGCGCCAGAGAGUGGUUACCAGAUAACGCACUGUUAAAACCUGAUAAAGUUAACCAAAUUCUCAGCUACAACAAGGAGUAUUCAGAGUCCUUAUCUCGAUACCAAGAGGUGUUAGAAACAGCGCUGAACGAAGUCCAGGAGUAUUGUCGAGAAAAGGAGUGGCUCUGUGAGAUUAGAGCCUUUGUUAGGACCUGGAAAAGUGUGGACCGGUAUAAGGGGUCUCAAGCUACUUACAUACAGGAAGUGCUGGAGAAGUUGAAGUUCUGGAGUCAGCAUGUGGAGAGUUUGACGACAGAGUUUGAUACAACAAACAACUUGUUCCACAUCAGCUGCUCUGCCCUGUACAGCGCUUUACAACCGGCCCUGGGAGAGAUAUACGAGUCCCUGAUAACAAUGGUUCAGAGCGAAUUUGACGAGCGAGGUGCUCGGCUGAUUGAGGAAACUCAGAAUAAACACCAGAUGCUGAAAGCACAAAAAGCUGAGGUGUCAAGUUUUGCUGAGUACGCUAAGACGCUGAGUAACGUGAAGCUGAACACUGAGGAACUGUUAGCGGAGAAGGAGUACAUCAAGUCUCUCUACGGGAUCUUGCAGAAACUUAAGAUAGAUAACCCACUCAUGGCUGAGAUAGACAAGAGACUGCAGCUACAAUGGGAGUUGUAUCUCAUGGUGCUCCAUGAUGGAGAGACCUUCAUCACCAAGGAGGCUCCGGCUAUGUUACAGGGCCUCGACGAGCAAAUAAAGACCCUAGAAAUAGAAGCAGAGAUGAUCCUGCGUAAGAUAUCACAAGUGGACUCCCCGUACUGUAACCCUAACACUGAUCACGCAGUAAUAAUGCCUCUAGUUGAAGAUGCCAAGAAAAAAAUCUUGGAACUAAAGGAGACGAUGACAAUGUAUAGCGAUUGGAAAUUCAGUAUUUCCAACAAUUAUCACAAUCUACAGAAAAUUCAGGUGGUUCAAACGAAAGUUGACGCACGCCACGACGUUUGGGCAACUCUGCAAACAGUGUGCCAGACUGUACAAACUUGGCAAGAAACCAAGUUUAGCGAGUUUGAUACGAUCUCCGCCUCAGCUCAGAUCCAAACUUGGCUCCAAACAGCUGACUAUCUCCGGAGUGUGCUGCCAGAACGGGACCGUAUCCUCACUAACCUUGACAUUAAGAUUGAUAACGUUUCUAAAUUUGUGCCAUUGUUAGUGCAGCUGAGCUCGGAAAGUGUCAAAACUCAUCACUGGCAAGAGAUACACAUUUGUAUGUCUGAGAUGUACGAUUCUAAACAAGAGCUAUACGUGAGCCACCUUAUGACCAGCAAACUACUUCAAAACAAAGACGUUAUAUCUAGAAUCUGUGGACAAGCCCUGACAGAGCACACGCUGGAGCAAAGUAUGGUGGAGCUGGAGCAGUACUGGGAGUGCAGGGAGUUCACUCUUAGGAAGAUAUCUAUCCCUAAACAGAAUCCCAACAAGAACAGAAAACCAGCCUCUGAAAGUGUCUUUAUUCUGGACAGUGAAGAUAACAUCAUUGGGCAAAUAGACGAUCACCAAGUGUUGCUACAGUCGAUGCUGGCUUCGCCCUACAUACAGGAACUCCAUGUCAGAGCUGAGACCUGGCUUGUUCUGCUACAACAACUACACGUUAUCAUGCACCUCUGGCCUGUUUGCCAUACCAACUGGCUGUACCUGACUGAUGCCCACGUGGAAGGCAAGACAGAAGCACUGGACGAGGAGGAUAUACACGUGUUACUGGAGGCCGACAGAGACUUUAGGCAACUACUGAUAGUGACAUGGGAGGACCCGCUAGUGAUGUCGUUAUUCGGUAAGAAGAGUCUGAGUAACGUGCGGGAACUACAGGGAGACAAGCUGAUCUUGAGGCUGGAGACCCUGCAGAGACACCAGGAGGGGCUGAUGAAGCAGCUAGGGCUGGUCGUGCUCAGUGCUAGAGGUUAG
Messenger RNA from Bolinopsis microptera, 3614 nucleotides. RefSeq names its product dynein heavy chain domain-containing protein 1-like. Gene Ontology annotation, cellular component: dynein complex. Gene Ontology annotation, molecular function: dynein light intermediate chain binding; dynein intermediate chain binding; minus-end-directed microtubule motor activity. The record is from RefSeq and is a predicted model, not a curated record. NCBI's taxonomy places the organism in Eukaryota, Metazoa, Ctenophora, Tentaculata, Lobata, Bolinopsidae. Gene Ontology annotation, biological process: microtubule-based movement. The transcript has 29 exons. The coding region runs from base 21 to 3614 and encodes 1197 amino acids.